Peromyscus eremicus (cactus mouse) is the source of this 5643-nucleotide messenger RNA. RefSeq names its product mutL homolog 3 (gene Mlh3). The record is from RefSeq and is a predicted model, not a curated record. Bases 103 to 4476 code for a protein of 1457 amino acids. Gene Ontology annotation, molecular function: ATP binding; mismatched DNA binding; ATP-dependent DNA damage sensor activity. Gene Ontology annotation, cellular component: mismatch repair complex. NCBI's taxonomy places the organism in Eukaryota, Metazoa, Chordata, Mammalia, Rodentia, Cricetidae. The transcript is spliced from 13 exons. Gene Ontology annotation, biological process: mismatch repair.
GGGGGGUCUAAAAAGACCGAGAGUAUCAAUACAAAAGAAUAUGAGUAAUAAGGGAUUUUCAGCAAACUAUCAAGCAACACACGAGCAGGAUUUAAAUAGCAAAUGGUGGUUAUUUCCAGUCAGAGAAGGAAGCCAGUGUCUGGGAUUCUCUCCACAUGUCUACCUGCCAUGAUCAAGUGUUUGUCAGAUGAAGUACAAGCUAAAUUGCGUUCCGGUUUGGCCAUAAUCUCCUUAGGCCAGUGUGUUGAGGAACUUAUCCUCAACAGUAUUGACGCUGAAGCAAAAUGUGUGGCCAUCAGAGUGAAUAUGGAAACUUUCCAGGUUCAAGUGAUAGACAAUGGAUUUGGGAUGGCAGGGGAUGAUGUAGAGAAGGUGGGAAACCGGUAUUUUACCAGUAAAUGCAACUCAGUACAGGAUUUGGAGAACCCAAAGUUUUAUGGUUUCCGAGGAGAGGCCUUGGCAAGUAUAGCUGACAUGGCUAGUGCUGUGGAAAUUUUAUCCAAGAAAAAUACAACUAUGAAAACCUUUGUGAAAAUGUUUCAGAAUGGGAAAGCCCUAAAUGCUUGUGAAGCUGAUUUGACUAGACCGAGUGUGGGGACAACAGUAACAGUGUAUAACCUGUUUUCCCAGCUCCCCGUGAGGAGGAAAAGCAUGGAUCCUAGGCUAGAGUUUGAGAAGGUUAGGCAGAGGGUGGAAGCCCUGUCCCUCAUGCAUCCUUCCAUCUCGUUCUCUUUGAGGAAUGAUGUUUCUGGUGCCAUGGUUCUCCAGCUCCCCAAAACCAAAGACGUGUGUUCUCGAUUUUGUCAAAUUUAUGGACUAGGCAAGUCCCAAAAGUUAAGAGAAGUACAUUUUAAAUAUAAGGAGUUUGAGUUUAGUGGCUACAUUAGCUCUGAAGCACACUACAAUAAGAAUAUGCAGUUUUUGUUUGUGAACAGAAGACUGGUUUUGAGGACAAAGUUGCAUAAACUCAUUGACUUUUUAUUAAGAAAAGAAAGUGUCAUAUGUAGGCCGAAGAACGGCUCCGCCAGUAGGCCGAUGAAUUCAAGUCCACGGCGUCGUUCUGGCCCAGAACUCCAUGGGAUAUAUGUGAUCAACGUGCAGAGCCAGUUCUGUGAAUAUGACGUGUGCCUGGAGCCAGCCAAAACUCUGAUUGAGUUUCAGAACUGGGAUACCCUGUUGGUUUGUAUUCAGGAAGGCGUGAAACGGUUUUUAAAGCAAGAAAAACUAUUUGUAGAAUUAUCAGGUGAAGAUAUUAAGGAAUUUAAUGAAGAGAAUGAUUUCAGUUUGUUUGGUGCUACUCUUCAAACACAUGCAUCCACUCGUGAGAAGUGUGACCAGAGCAGUUUCCAGGAAGCGUGUAAUAAUAUUUUGGAUUCCUAUGAAAUGUUUAAUUUGCAGUCGAAAGCUGUGGAACGAAGAGCUACCAUAGAAAAUACAAACACACAGAGUUCUGGGGAUUCAGAAGCUAGCAGAGAAAAGACAACCGACUCACUGUGCAGCUGUGAAGCAGGUGGCCUGGGCCGUGGUAAAAUGAUAGAGUCAUCGUCGGCACACAGCACAGACAGCGCUCACUUAGAAUCAAGGGUGUUGGAAGAAGAGGUCGUGGAAGAAUCACGAUCCGGAGAAAACGAGAAACAUCAGAAAUCUUUCUUGGAACAUAAGACUUCAGAAAGUCCAUGUGGAACUAGCCCAAAAAUGUUUUCAAGCCCUAUUUGGACACAUUGUAUCUUUGAGGAGAGUGAGGCAGAUCUAGAAAUACAGAAAACAAGUACUGCUGUUAAUGUCAUGGCUGCCGACAUUCCCCAGAAUAGUGGGAUUCAGAAUCUACUAGAAAAACAUAGAGAUGCUACUGAAGUGGGGUACCAGCCUCUGCCUUUUGAGACAGCAGUAUUUAGAGUACAGGGUACACAGAGAAAGAAGGAAAAAAGAAAACAAGAGCCUAGUAGGCAUGGAAGAGUAAAUGUUUUUAGUCAUGGACAAGUUAAAUUAUGCUCCACCGGCUUUAUCACUCAUGUGGUACAAAAUGAGUACACCAAGUCAACUGAAACAGAACAUUCAUUUAAAAAUUAUGUUCGCCCCGGCCCUGUUAGUGCCCAGGAAACAUUUAGAAAUAGAGCAUACCACGCACUUGAGAUUCCAGACACGGAUUUAACAAGCACUUUAAGUAAAGAAUCUGCUCAGCUGCCCCACAAAAAGUUCUGCAGGACAAAUACAGGUUAUGGGACAGAGAAGAACCCAGUAGCGGCGGAUGAGAGCUUGACUCUUUUUCAGGAAGGUGGUGCAGGAUCACACACGGAUUGUUUUCUGCCUGCUACAUCCUCCUUCCCGUGGGGUAGAUCUGCUUCAGACAGUAGUAAGAGAACAGAUAAGAUUAUGCGUUCCUCCAGACACAUGGUCCGUAGGAAGCUAACCCUGCAUUCACAAGUAGGAUCUUUAGAGAAGUUUAAGAGGCAGUAUGGGAGGGUUAACAGUUCUCUAGAUACAGAAGGGGAAAGUAAUACCGAAGUCAGGACCCACUGCGAUCCUCGGGGCGAACCUGACAUUCUGCUGGAAAACAAGCGUCACGUAGAUGUGUCUGGUGGUGGUAAGAUCACUACUGGGGAGCACAGUGAUUCUUACAAUACUUGUCAACCAGUAAGUCACAUCCUGUACUCAGAGAAAUGUCCAUUUUCCAAAGAAGAUUGCUUAGAACAGAUGCCUCAUUUGAGAGAAAGUCCUAUCACUCUGGCAGAAUUGUCUCACUGUAACAGAAAACCUUCCAAUGUUGAGAAGCCCAUGGGAUCACUGGCUUCUAAAUUAUCCAGACUGAAAGGUUCUGAAAAAGAGAUGCAAACAGGCCACAUUAGUGAACUUCCAGACAGUAGCCGGGGCACUAGUAAGUUAGACUUACAUUUUUGUGAAUUAUUUAAAAAUAAACAUGAAAAAAUAGAGAGUGGCAUGCUUCUAAUACCAGACUCUGCCACACAGGCUAAUUCCAUCCUUAGUGCAAUACAUUCUAACAAUGUAAUGGAUGACACAGAGAAACCAGAAACUCCUUUGCUGUUAUCCUGUGAUGAUUCUAAAAUCAGUAAAGAUUCAGACGUUCUCAUCAAAUCUUCAGAGCAACAUAUAGGAAAUCCUGAUUGUCCCAGUAGAGUGAUCAUGAGUCAGGUCGAAGAUACCACUGCCAGCCAAGAUGGAAUUUGUUCCCAGAAUGACGAAUCUGAAGCAAGAUCUCGUUCCGAAAAUGAAGACUCAGAUACACACUCUAUGGGCUGGCACCAGCACUUUGAUGGAACCCUGGGAAGAAUGGUUUACAUCAACAGAACUACAGGACUCAGCACGUUCAUUGCUCCUACUGCAGACGUUCAGACUGCUUGUACUAAAGACCUGACAACUGUGGCUGUGGAUGUCCUACUUGGGAAUGGGGUUCAGUACAGGUGCCAUCCUUUUAGAAGUGAUCUUAUUCUUCCUUUCCUUCCAAGAGCUGAGGAAGAGAGGCCUACGCCGAGGCAGAGCGGCAGAGAUGCUGUGGAAGCUGCUGUUGUCAGUGACUCACUUCAGUCCUUGUUUUCAGAAUGGAGCAAUCCAGUAUUUGCCCGGUACCCAGAGGUUGCUGUUGAUGUCAGCAGUGGCCAGGCAGAGAGCUUAGCAGUUAAAAUUCACAAUGUACUAUAUCCCUAUCGCUUCACCAAAGAAAUGAUUCAUUCAAUGCAGGUUCUCCAGCAAGUGGAUAACAAGUUUAUCGCCUGUUUAAUGAGCACGAAAAUGGAAGAGAAUGGCGCAGGUGGAAACCUUCUAGUCUUGGUGGAUCAGCACGCUGCCCAUGAGCGAGUUCGUUUGGAGCAGCUUAUUACUGACUCCUACGAGAAGCAGCCUCCACACAGCUCUGGUCGGAAAAAACUCCUGUCUUCCACGAUAGUUCCUCCACUGGCCAUCACGGCAUCAGAGGAGCAGAGACGACUCUUACGGUCUUACCACAAACAUCUAGAAGAUCUGGGACUUGAAUUGAUCUUCCCAGAUGCUAGUGAGUCUUUGAUCCUUGUGGGAAAAGUGCCACUCUGCUUCGUGGAAAGAGAAGCCAGUGAACUUCGGAGAGGAAGAUGUACCGUGACUAAGAGUAUCGUGGAGGAAUUUAUUCGAGAACAAGUGGAGCUGCUCCAGACCACAGGAGGCAUCCAAAGGACAUUGCCGCUGACCGUCCAGAAGGUGCUGGCCUCUCAGGCCUGCCAUGGGGCCGUCAAGUUUAAUGAUUCCCUGAGCCUAGAGGAGAGCUAUCGCCUUAUCAAAGCUCUGUCCCUGUGCCAGCUGCCAUUCCAGUGUGCCCAUGGGAGACCUUCAAUGCUGCCCUUAGCUGACCUGGACCACCUGGAGCAGGAAAAGCAGGUUAAACCCAAUAUUGCUAAACUUCGCAGAAUGGCCCGUGCCUGGCAUCUCUUUGGAAAAGCAGAAGGCUGUGAUACAAGGCAGAGCCUGCAGCAGUCCAUACCACCAUGAAAACAGAGUCACGGAUCUGUAAGGAGUUAAGGGGACUGGUAUGUCCCUGAGCAGAGAGCAUGCGCAGCACAGAACAAUACAGCUGUGAGCAGGUCAGCCUGUUCACUGUCUGGCACAUCUGUGUCCUGGAGCAGAUGCUCUCAAGCCAAAGGACAGUUCAUUCCUCUGCAUCCAUGGAUGUAUAUAAUACCUCCCUUUCGUCAAUUGAUUUAGUGGUAAAAUGGUGAUGAUUUUCUAAUUGGUAGGUUGGCUUAUGUUUGAGGGGUGUGGCUAUUGUUUUUGAGCAGUUUUCCCCAGCCUCUCAAUUUACAUUGUGUGAGAGGAUGCUCACCACUAAGGGCUGGUCUGCUUUCCUCUAAGCCCCUGGCCCAGCGCCCUCCUCCCUGUCCAUCCCUUCCCCUGCUUUACGUUCUGUGCUAGAUUCAUGGUGCUCUCUGCUCUCUAUAAAAAUAUUGCCCGACAUCUGCCAGCAAGCCUUGAGCUAAAUUAUUCUAGGGAUUAAAAAUUAUUAAUAGCUGGGUGUGGUGACAUGUACCUGUAAUCCCAGUACUUGGAAGGCUGAGGCAGAAGGCUGGCAAGGUCAAUACUAGUCCAGGCUAUAUAGCAAGACCCUGUCUCAAACUAAAUAAACUAUCAAUAAAGAGAAACACAAAGGUAGAAUAGAGAAAGUUUGAAAUCUUUUCUCUUUUUUAAUUCUCCGUGUAGCCCUCUGUUCUGGAACUUGGUCUGUAGACCAGACUGGCCUCAGUUUCAGAGAUCUGCUGGCCUCUGCCUCCUGAGUGCUGGGAUUAAAGGUGUGUGCCACGACCCACCUGGCAAGAAAAUUUGCAGUUGUAUCCCUGGUUUUUUGUUUUGUUUUGUUUUUUAACAGUCUUACUGCUUUUUAAAACCAGAAGUGACUGUUCAUAUCCUGAACCAGUAAAAUGUUAAAAAAAAAACUGAGUUUGUUUUUGAAAAUGAAUUUUGUACUCAUUGUGUGCUGGUUUUAUUAUAUUAUGCCUAAUAGCCAUAGAAUUUCACUUGGGACCAGGACUGAUCUUCUGAAGAUGCUUGUUAUCCUUUUAAUUUGUGUUUUCCCUGCUCCUCAAAUGCUUUAUGGUUAAUAAGACUCAACUGACUAACUGAUAGUGAGGGAAAGUGUGUGCAAUAAACCCAGCUGGUAAUGUU